Molecule: messenger RNA, 1673 nt
Organism: Meloidogyne enterolobii
Lineage: Eukaryota; Metazoa; Nematoda; Chromadorea; Rhabditida; Meloidogynidae
Source: the annotation of a GenBank genome assembly
CUCUCGUCGGAAUUUUCUUCGGGUUCCACUAGAAAUUGAAAGGUUUGACUUUAGACAGUCACUGGGUGAAGGCUGAAUAACUAGGAAGUACCCAAGGGCUUGGGAAAUUUUUUUAGAGGUACAGGGAUUGGACUCUCGAUUAGUAAAAACUCUCUUCCCUUUGGGGUAAUAACUAAAUUUUUCAAAAAAAUUUUUUCUCGUAAUUUUUUACUAACCUAGCCUUAUUCUCAUUUGCGAGAAAAAAAAUUAAAUUUAAUUUACCCCUAUUUUGUCUUGAACGUUUAUCUUCCUCCUCCUCUCUAUUUCUCUCUCGUCUCUCCUUUUCCUCCUUUCUCUCUCUUCUUCUUUUCUCAUCCGCUUCCGUUUCCGGCCAAUGAACUGUUUUUUCACUUGGCAAUUCUUCCGAACCGACAGGUGGACGUUUAACAAUAUCUGGACCAUCUUCAAAUUGUGCUUCUGAUGAAGCUGAGGAAUCUACUGAAUUGCUAUGGCUAUUUAUCCCUUCAUUUCCUUCAUUUACUUUUGCUUUUUCUUUUGAAAUUUUGCCUUUUGAGGCUUGUUUAGUUUCUUUUUUAGUUUUUUCCUUUCCAGCCUUUUCUUUCUUUUCAGCUUUUCCAGGCUUCUUUUUCUUUUCUUCUAAUUUUUGGAAUUAAUAAGGAAAAGCUUUAGCAUAUCCCCUUCUCCCAUAAAAAUCUCUUAGAUACCCCAUACCUUUAGGUCAAAAGUCAUUUCGUCUCUCACUUAUCACACCUUGUCUGGUCCACUCUCAAGUAUCCCUAUCCCUGAAACAUCUCUUAUAAUGGUUGAUAAGUCAGAGAUUCCUUCAUCUCCCACAUAUCACACCCGGUCUAUCCCACUCUCACUUAUCCCUAUCCCUGUGACAUUUCUUAAGGGUGUAAGUAAAAAAUUAUUUACUCACACACCACUCCCAACCUCUCAAGUAUCCCUAUCCCUGGGACAUCUCUUCUAAUGGUGUUGUUAAGUCAGUAAGUUUGUGUGGUAUCUCAGAGAUUUUUAGAAUAUUACCCUUUAUUUUGGGCCCAUCCUCAUUCUCUUUUCCUUUAUCCUCUUCAAUUUUAGGCUCUUUCUGUUCUUCUUCAGUUUCUUUUGUGGGGGUCUCCCCACUUUCUUCAUGUUUCGGCCCUUCUUCUUCCCCCUCUUUUUCUUCUUUUACAUGCUCCUUUGGACCAUCUUCCCCUUCUUCCUCUUUUGUUUCUUUACUGUUUUCAGUUGCUUCCCCAGAAGGUUGUUCAGGUCCUUCAUGAUUUUCUGCAACUUCCUCUUCUUCAGGCUCGGCAUCUCCAGGGCCUUCUAGUUAAGAAAAAGAGAACAAACGUUAUUUUCAAAACUUGGAUGUUUCAUGUUUAAUUAUUUAAAGUUUAUUUUUUUGUUUCAAGUUAAGUUUUGUUUCAAGUUUUAAUUUAAAUAAACUUUGUCAUGUUUGUUUCAAGUUUUUUUUAUUUCUGCUUCAAGUUUUACAUAAUUUAUUCCUUCAAAUUUAUUUUUCUUUCUUGAUCCAAGUUUAUUUCCACAUCCAAGUUUUAUUUUUCUUUUCUGCUUCAAGUUUAUUUAUCCCCCGAGUUUUCUCCCCCACAACAUGUUUUUCCCUUAAACUUGCUUCAAGUUUUUAUUUUUUUGCUUCAACUUUUUUUUUGCUUCAACUUUUCAUUCUC